GGUCUCAGGCAUCUUCUAAAAAUCUGAUGCAGAUCUUGUAACUUUAAACCUGGUUUGAGAUCAUAAUUUUAGUGCUGGCCAAACAGAGUGCAGAGGGCGGGCCUGACUCUUUUUUUCAAGACCACCUUAGAUAGCCUCCCACCCCUGAGUUAAAAAAAAAAAUGCUGACUCCAUUCUCAGUUACUUUUCUUUAGCUAUACAGUUAUCACGCUGGGAAAACCUAUCCCUCUAGCUACUGCAGUCAAAGAAAUAUUUGGAACCCCAAAGUUUUUCCACAGUGAUUUCUGCUUGUGAGUUCAACUUUCCCCCACCCUGUCUCUAAAAUAAUCAGAAUUUGGAAUAGUUUAAUCCCAGGAUUGGAAACAGAACUAUCAAAGAUGUUUAUUCAAACUCAACUCCUCAUCUUCCUCCUAGGGAGCAUGCCCUUCAGGGCAUUUGCUGAAGAAGCAAGCACAGUUCCACUGGAAGAUGAAACAGUAUCAAUCGAUUUCAAAGACAGAAAUGACUCAGAGGUUGAAGAAAGGCCAACUCUGUUGCCUACAAGACUGCAUACCAUAACAGACCUGUUCCCCUUAGAAGAGCUAAUGACCACAGAAAGUGCGGUUGCCGAUAAUGAAGACAGUGAGAACUCUACUGAUCCAGAUGUUGUUGAAAAUUCUGAAGACAAAAUGGGUGGCGAGUCAGAGACUCCAAAGGAGAAAGAUGGCCUGGCAACAGUUGCACUGGUUGGAAUAAUCGUUGGAAUCAUAAUAGCAGUGGGAAUCGUUACUGGAAUCAUCAUUGCCGUCGUGAGGAAAAUGUCGGGCAGGUACUCGCCCUAAAAAUAAGUGAAGAAAGAGAUCAUGUCGUUUUAAGCCAGAAAAUAAAAGUGCUUCCUAUUUUACAACUGCUAGAGACUCUGUUCCUGUAUCGCCGAGAGAUGAUCCAUGGAAAUCGUGAAUGCAGAAUUCCAAAUCCAUGGGGAUCCCACACAGCUUUCCGAAGGGAUGCUUUACAGACUUAUCAGAAAUGCAACGAUUCAUAGGACUUUGAUAAUCAAAAGUAUUUAAGAGGAAUGAAAAAAAAUGCUAUAGAAAAAAGCAGAGCCACAUGCAUCUGAAAGGUGCUUUAUAGGUAGUAUAAAUACAAUUGUAGAUAGGUGUUAAACCAUGCCAGGAAAAAGUCAUCAUCUCACAUUACAUCCUAUUGGUUCCUCUGAAAAGUUAAAUCCAGAUUCUUUUCUCUUCUAAGCCCACUGUGAAGUCAGAAAGUCCUUCACUGCUAUAGAUGUUUAAAACCACCAGUCCUUGUAGGAUGUUGAUCUACUGAAUCUGUAUUGUUUAGCAAGGUAAGAAAGUAACUUCAUCCUAACCAUCCAGAAUUGACUUCAGAAGGAGACAACUGUAUUUAAAUUAUGUAAGCAAAUUGCAUUCAUGGCCUGGCACUUCAAUCAUUCUGGUCAGGAUGCUGCACUUCUAUACAGAAAAACAUGGUGGGCCCAGCUGGAACUGACCUACCAACUCAUCUUUCUGACUGUUGUGCCAAGAUCUUCUGUCUUCUCUGUUGCAGAGAUGUGCAGGGAUUGGAAUACACAUCCUAACUUAAGCAAUGCUAAGAAAAUACCCACUUUUGAUGGGUCAUCGUAACCUACUACUCAACAAGAGUUGGAUUUGAUGUGUAGACGACGUCUGAAUCAGUAAAUGGCAUUCUUUUUAUACCUUUUUUUUCCCUUUUCUUUUUAACUGCAUGGCAGGCUGAGUUUGGCCACACACUGUGCAACAUCAGAUCACUGCACAUAUUAUUGAGGUGUAACACUUCUCUGGACACAACAUAAUUUUUACCAAGGCAUACAUGAUGCAAUGGGACAGGAUGUGACUGAGAUUUCAAAGUAAAAGGCUUUAAGUUCCAAAUGGCUGCAAAAUAUCAUGUUUAGUAAGUGCCUACUCUGAAAUCCACUUCUGCAGAGUGGACUAAACAUGCCAACUUUUCCAGAUUUGCUCUUCUAUUUCCUUUGUCUGCCACGAUCUAUCAUAUAGAGCUGAGCUUUGGAAAUAAAAAAAUAUGGUGUAUCUUAUAUCAGAUUGUGCAACAGUUAGUCUUUAUUUUCUUUUAUACUACACACAAAACCACUUAAAUUCUUACCUUUCUGAAUCUUUCUUCCUUCUGUUACUGUCUCUCUGUCCUGGAUUCUUUUUGUCUUUUACAGACUUUGGUACAUUUCUUUCAUUAAAAAAUCAAGUGUAUUUAAAAACGUCUAUAUUCCAGUCUAGAUACACUCAUGAGAAAAAAUGAUUUAGAAACAGUUUGCAGUGCAAGACUUGAACUUGUACAUCAGUGAAUCCUGAUCUCUGGUGACUAUGAUGAGCUCACAAAGUAUAGAGAGACUAGGAGAUGAAAGAGAAAUUCUAGUGAUCAGCAAACAUUUUAAUUUAGCAAACUUCAAGUUUAGGGCAUUUUAUUAUGGCCUCCAUCACGUUCAGCCCUGUGUUUCGUCAACCUGAGCUUGUGCAAACUUUUCUAUCUAGAGAAGGGCCCAAACUGAAAAAAAAUAAAAAUCAAAUCUGGAUCUGGGGGUUGGGAUGUUUUGAUACAGGCUUUUGCUCUGGCCCAUUUACAGAGUUCAAUUUACAGACCUGGGAUUUAAAAAAAAAAAAAAAUCUCAGAAUUCAGACAUGUUUGGAUACAGGGUUUUGGUUUGGGCCUGUAUCUUUAAAUCUAUUUGCUUCCGCAGCCACUGAGAGGACAUUUGUAAUAUCAAAAGUGGAAUGUAACAUUCUCUUCUUUAUCAACAACUAAUUAUAAAGGAUGAACUUCACCCCUGUACGGAGUCAGUUCAAGGCCUAUGCACCACAAGUCUCACUUAAGGCCUAAUUUGAAGACUUAAAUGGGAUUUAAGUGAUGCAUAGGCUUCAUGCUGGCCCUCUACACAGGGAUGAAGUUCCCUCCAACUAAUGGUACCAGAAUAUCUUUAAAGUUUGAGGAACCUGACUUAGAAUAAAAUGGAAUAUGCCUUCCUGGCUUCAUUUUGGGUGACUGUUCUCAUAAAAAUAUAAUUAAGAGCUGUACAUUUAAAGUGAGCUGUUUCUAUGAUGGACAAGGUGGAAUUUACAGUUGCCUGCAUAGGAUGGUGAUAAGCAUAAAACUGAAUUAUUACUGUUCAUUUGUUGUUAAUUAAAGACUACUGCUAUGCAAUGUAAUUCAACUAUCAGAGUGUUGAUGCCCUAAUAUUAAUCUGUUGUAAUGUAAAAGGAUAUUUUUCUAUAGCUAUGGAAUACAUUCAUGAAAAAAUACAUUCCUACUUCACUUCAA
Messenger RNA from Dermochelys coriacea (leatherback sea turtle), 3288 nucleotides. It is a transcript of the gene PDPN, whose product is annotated as podoplanin. Gene Ontology annotation, cellular component: filopodium; basolateral plasma membrane; apical plasma membrane. Gene Ontology annotation, biological process: response to hyperoxia; positive regulation of cell migration; regulation of substrate adhesion-dependent cell spreading. Gene Ontology annotation, molecular function: protein-folding chaperone binding; signaling receptor binding; chemokine binding. NCBI's taxonomy places the organism in Eukaryota, Metazoa, Chordata, Testudines, Dermochelyidae. The record is from RefSeq and is a predicted model, not a curated record. The transcript has 6 exons. The coding region runs from base 378 to 821 and encodes 147 amino acids.